Molecule: messenger RNA, 627 nt
Organism: Synchytrium microbalum
Lineage: Eukaryota; Fungi; Chytridiomycota; Chytridiomycetes; Synchytriales; Synchytriaceae
Exons: 5
Coding region: 1-627 (208 amino acids)
Source: RefSeq, a predicted model, not a curated record
AUGGAACACUACUCAUACAAUACAGACAAGGAAAAUGCUCACAAAAAGCGAGAACUCCUUCGUAGAGAGCAAGAUUCUUAUGUCUAUACUCAGGGAGGAAAAGCUGCUGCAUUAUUCGGAUCAGGAGCUGUAGCUGCAUCGUUUUUACUCGAACGCAUCUCGCCCUUCUACCAUCGAUUGAGGAUCCCCGCUAAAGCUUUCCUCUUUGCUGGUGUCGUCACCGCAUCCUUCUUCACAGCCGCAGACCGUGCGGCAAUCGAAGUUGACCAGAAAUUCGCAAAGCAAUACUCUCACGUCGACGUGGAACAAAUAGAACAAAUCCUCGAGGCUCGUAAAAACGCUAAAACGUUUAAAUGGACCACAGAUGAUCUUUCGGAGCAAAUAAAACUUCACCGGUACAAGUUGGUGGGUGGAUUAUGGUCUGGUGCUAUGAUCGGUACCUUGUGGUACAACUGGAGGAGAGGUGAUAUUACAACGGCCCAGAAAGUUAUCAAUGCUCCUCUCGCAUCAACAGUCACCGAACCAGAAGAAGCCCAUGAUCCGCAUUACGAUCUCAUUGUAUAUGGUACCUCUGAUGUAGCAAAGAUCCACGAAAUGAAGGCCAAAGCCAUGAUUCUGCCUCAAUAA